CGUCCAGCUGAAUACGUACUAGCAGAUAAAAACAAAUGGCGUAAACAAUGCAUUUUUCUACCGCGUUUUGAGUUGUAAUAAUUUGAUCGAAUUUGAACAAUUUGCUGUAAAUUGCAUCGCAAAUAAUAAGGCUCUACAAUGUGCGAAGUGUGUGUCUUAGAAAGUUUACUGUUUAAAGUGAGUUUUCAGUGACGAUUUGUGAAAUUUGUCGACAGAAGUGCAUUCAACCUGACGUGUGUACUCAGAAAUUGUUCUGAUAGAGGAGGGGUGAUUUUUUGCGAAUUUUCAGAGGAUGCUUUCAACGGGAGGAAUUCUGCAUUCCUGUGUGACAUAGGUUAUGUCAUAGAAGAAGUUCAAUGUACUCGUUCCAUUUAUUGAUUUGGUUCUAUUAAAAAUGUGUUCAUGGUACUUUUAAACCACGUUUUAGAAUCCAACAAUGCUAGAAAUGAAAACGUGUUUUGGUCACCUACUGCAAAUGUGCUAAACAGUGAUAGUGAAGUGCAAUGAAUAUAGCUUGUUUUAGCUGAUAACGGUUUAAGUUCGUUGAUGGUUCCCCAGGGGAAAUCAGUAAGGAGCCGUCAUCGUUGGAGGAUAAUGUGCGUAGCGGCAUGCAACCCCUUCUCCCGAGCCGCUAGUUUUCGCACUAAUUAAACGGGACCUGAGAAUUUGCGUGAUUCGGAACAGUUAGUUCUGCCCAGUGUGUAUGUAUAUUACAUGGUUUACACGUGUCGUAUUGGGUAGUAUUUGCUGCCGUAAACAGUGUUCAUCGGUUAAUUAAAUGCUGCCACUAGAAUAGCGUAGGCUAGGAUUGAAGACAACGGAGGAAUUGAUGUGUUAUUGUAAUGCUGUUCGUAUGAGCUGGAGAAAUUUUGAAUAAAGUGUUAAUGAUUCCACGAUGAGAUUAUUAGGGACGUGGGCUCGGUGAUAGUGAGUUAGAUGGUGUAAAUUUGAGUAAUGAACGUAAUGUACGUGGUGGAAUAUAGAAGCGAUGUGGGCUGGCUGUGAGAGAGUAGGUAGUGCUACCAAGGUCGAUGGUGCCAGUCAUAGCCAACAAGAAACUUUGGCCGACAUUGAGCAUAUUUCGACGAUCGCCGGGUCAUUGGGUAGCAUCGGUACGAUUUCACAGUGUGGUGAUGGCGAACCCGUGUAUGAGACGGAUCACACUGAUCUUAAUUCCGAGUAUGAUGAGGCGGAGAUGCGCAAGGAGCUCAUGAAGGAUAAAUGGCGACAACUUUUCGAUGUGUUUGACCCGGAAGGCUUCGGGGAGAUUCCGGUGGAUGAAUUUAUCCUUGCUCUCAAAUCGCCAGAAUUCAUUUCCAGCGUGCCGCCCAAUAAGCGCGAUAUUCUUUAUGAUCGGGCCCUCAAAGUCAAGUCCUCAAAAUCAGACUCUAUAUCGUUCCAGGAUUUCGUGAAUGUGAUGAGCGGCAAGCGGUCGCGUAGUUUCAAGUGUGCAGUACAUCAUCGCGAUCGUGAAGUUUGUUCGGAGAACGAUUUUCAUCUGAUAUUUGAAGAUCCACCAUUAUUCAAGAGAAUGGUGCACGUAAUUGCAAUGGAAGUGCUCCCCGAAGAGCGGGAUCGAAAAUAUUAUGCAGACAAUUAUUCAUGCUGUCCGCCUCCAUUAUUUGUGAUAUUAGUUACAUUAGUUGAGCUGGGAUUUUUCACCUACCACACGUUGACCUCGGGACAGGCGGAUCCGGCCGGACCGGUUCCAAUUGACUCGAUGUUCAUCUACCGACCAGAUAAACGGCACGAAGUCUGGCGGUUCCUAUUCUACAUGGUUCUACAUGCCGGAUGGUUUCAUCUCGGUUUCAACUUAGUCGUUCAACUCCUAGUUGGAUUACCAUUGGAGAUGGUACAUGGAUCAACUAGGAUCGGUUGUGUCUAUCUGGCAGGCGUGCUUGCUGGAUCACUAGGUACGAGUGUGUUCGAUCCCGAAGUUUACCUAGUCGGUGCUAGCGGAGGAGUUUAUGCCCUACUAGCUGCUCAUCUAGCGAACGUAAUGCUGAACUACCGAAAUAUGCAGUACGGCGUUAUUCGAUUGUUGGCGAUAUUCCUGUUCGCAUCCUGCGACGUAGGUUUCGCGAUCUACUCUCGGUACUCAGUGGAACCGGAAAGCGGUGCUCCUUCCGUAUCGUACGUGGCCCACCUGACGGGAGCUUUGGCCGGCCUAACGAUCGGGCUGCUGGUGCUGAAGAACUUCGAGCAGAAACUGCACGAACAGCUGCUCUGGUGGGUGGCGCUCGGAGUGUACGCAGCGUGUACAAUCUUCGCCGUUGUGUUCAACCUGGUCAACACCGUCACCGUGCAGAGGCUAGAGGAGGAGGGCGAACAGGUACUGAAGCAGCAUCUUUUCAACAAUUUUGGAUUUUAGAAAACCGCCAUCCACACACACACGCAACCGCACUUGUGGAGGUUUUUGGAAAGAAUACACACUCGAAUGUACUCGAAGGCGUUCUAAACGCACCCCUGAUUGAAACUUUCUUCGUCUAGUUUGGGGUCGAGCGGAAGAGUAUAAAAUUCAGAAGCGAACGAAACGUGUAGUCUUCGGUACCGUAUAGAGACUAGUGAAAUGUCGAGGCUGUGCAUGCGGAAUUGAACUAUUGAAGGGCCUCGGAAAAAGUUGUGAUUUGUGUAUAGACUUAUUUUCUAUUUACGUGUAUGUUUACAAUUAGCAUCAUCGAUCACUUGUUCGGGACUAGCAUCUUGAAUCGAAACAGCAAUGAAUGAAAGCAAGCUCAGUGACCUCGACAGUCUGAUCCUUCGCACAGCAGCAGGCUACGAUCGAUCGGAUUAGCUUAGUGUGAUGUUUUGUAAAGAUUACAAGCGGAAUGAAUGCGAACGUUUGGCACGACAAUCGAACUAGCUGCGUACGUAGCAUGAAACCAUGAACUCCAAACAAAUACGUAACAUUUCAGUGAAUUCGAUAGAGAAAAAGUGCAUUACUUAUCGUUCAAGUUAUUUGAACUGAUUACUCCUUCGCACGGGCAGCCAUUUUGAUAUGGCGAAACGAACCGUGAGACGUUCCAUUUCGAUCCAAGAUACCAAAGACUGUAAAUGACAUUUAAACAAAUCACCUGAAACCACGAUGAUAAUAGUUAGCAAAUAUCGUAAAUCGAAGGAGCCGAUGAUCUCCUAAUCAAGUCCAGUAAAACUUGUAAAUAUGUGAAUUUUUAUAGCAAUAUAAUUAAUCCGAGUCCAAUCCAAAACCACAUUUUCGAAUUAUUCAGUGAAUUUGGAAAGCAAAUAAGCAAAUUUAUUCUGUACAUUUACUCACUAACCUCAAUGCAAAUAGGUAUAUACUGCCGAUCCAAACAAGAAAAAAAAAAGAAUUUUCGUUACACUCUGAAUUGGGAAAAGUAAUUUAAAAACACGCAUUAAUGUUGCAUUAUUACUGCAAAAGAAAGAAAUCAAUAAUUCUAGUCAAAUUUCUAUGAACCUACUAUUAUAAUUAUUAUUCAUUUAACCUAAGUAAAUCCGACUUUCUAGAGAGAAUAGAACAAAAAGUAUUGUAGAGACAAAAAUACACUCAACUUAUUCAAGUCAUUAAUCACAAAGAACUAAGCGAUUAUUUAUUAUUAUUUUUGUCUAACAAUGCAAUCGAGAUAUAGCCGUCAAACAGUGAAAUACGUCCUCCGUGAUGGAAUGUGACACGGACCCACCGCGCCGCAUCCCAUCCCUUCUCUCACUCUCCCGUUCUCUCUGUUCCGUUUGCAAAGAGACAAACUGUUAUGAAUCGAUUCUGUUAAGCACAAUCCUAAUUGUUUUUUGUGUCUUUAUAUUAUUAUCAUUAUUUUUGUUUUAUUAGGAAAAGCCAAAGAAGAUUUAUUUAUUUUUAUACCGUAAAUUAUUUCGGAAGCAGAGCAGUUCUCGCCCAGCACCUGUUAUGAAAUUGUCUUUCCCUAGGAAAUGUUUGCGUUUGAGACGAGAUCGAUUCCGACAAAAAUCGAAUAUGCCUUACCAAAUAGAAGUGAACCAAAUAAAUAAAAAUGGAACUCCACUCUCCCAAAUAAUCAGGUAAUCCGUUCUUGAAAGUACAAAUGAUGCAAAUCAAAGUGCUUUUUCCAGAUUUUAAGCACCACUGCCAGUAAAUUUGAUAUCACUUUUUCAACAAACGUAAGUAUACAAUAUCAGGCAAAAGCAGAAAACGCAUUCAUUUUCUCACGUGAAUAGAUUAUGGCGUCCCCUUUGGGAAAAAAAUGUAUUAUUAUCUCACACGAAAAAAUACCGAAAAAAACUCUAAUAGGAUGUAUUUAUAAUAAAUUAUUGUAUGCGAAAAAAGUAUAUGCAAGAGCAAAAACUGGCAAAAAUUGCCACGAAAAACUUUAAUAAAAAAUACGAAAAUUAA
Molecule: messenger RNA, 4345 nt
Organism: Topomyia yanbarensis
Lineage: Eukaryota; Metazoa; Arthropoda; Insecta; Diptera; Culicidae
Gene: stet
Product: protein rhomboid
Exons: 10
Coding region: 989-2371 (460 amino acids)
Cellular component (GO): membrane
Molecular function (GO): calcium ion binding; serine-type endopeptidase activity
Source: RefSeq, a predicted model, not a curated record